AUGCUGCUGGUCGGCACACACUACAUCCUUGAGGGCAUUCAUUCAACAGGGCUCCCUUGGUGGGCCACCAUCUUUUGUGCGACAUUUCUGCUCAGGACAGCCAUUACGACCCCAGUAGCGAUCUAUCAACAACGAGCUGUCGGCAGGAUGAUGGAAUUGACACCGGUCCUUCAGGCAUGGCUGCAGACAUUGAAGACGAGCGUCGGUAUCGAUCACAAGGUCAAAGGACGUGACUAUGCUACGUUCAACGCAGAGAUUCAGGACGCUUAUCGAGCCAAAGUCAAGGAACUCUACUCGGCCAACAGAUGCAACCCGCGUGUCAGCUUUAUGUUGCCUUGGGUUCAGAUCCCCCUCUUCAUCACGGUCUCGCUCACCAUCCGAGGCAUGGCAGGAUACCCUCUCCCAUUCCUUGGACGAUCCAAUCUUCCUAUUGAGCCAGGGUUCGCAGAAGGGGGCACUAUGUGGUUCACAGAUCUGGCUGCUGCCGACCCUACCUGGAUCAUGCCUAUCGCCGUUGGCGCAACAAACUUGUUGAACGUCGAAUUGAAUGGACUCAUGAUGAGCAAGACACCUACCCGCAACCAAGUCAUCUUCCGCAAUGUCUUCCGCGCGCUUUCCAUUAGUAUGAUCCCCAUCGCCCACGAAGCACCCAUGGCCAUCUGCUUGUAUUGGUUGUCUUCAGGCUCAUACAGCGUCUUCCAAAACAUCGCCUUCCGUAUGCCCACAGUUCGCCAAUGGCUCAAACUUCCUCCUCUACCAAAGAAAGAGUCCGUGUAG
This is a messenger RNA of Linnemannia hyalina, 777 nucleotides long. The record is from the annotation of a GenBank genome assembly. Lineage: Eukaryota; Fungi; Mortierellomycota; Mortierellomycetes; Mortierellales; Mortierellaceae.